Messenger RNA from Letharia lupina, 1326 nucleotides. RefSeq lists its product as uncharacterized. Gene Ontology annotation, molecular function: RNA endonuclease activity. The transcript has a single exon. The record is from RefSeq and is a predicted model, not a curated record. Gene Ontology annotation, biological process: maturation of SSU-rRNA; ribosomal small subunit biogenesis. The coding region runs from base 1 to 1326 and encodes 441 amino acids. Gene Ontology annotation, cellular component: preribosome, small subunit precursor. NCBI's taxonomy places the organism in Eukaryota, Fungi, Ascomycota, Lecanoromycetes, Lecanorales, Parmeliaceae.
AUGACUUUACGCAAGCCUGUGCACACGAUAGUCCUGGAUGCAGGACCGUUGCUGAAAAACGAGCCAACAGUUUCGACUUUGAUCAGCCAGUGCGAGAACCUUUUUACAAUACCUUCUGUUAUAGCCGAAAUAAGGGAUGAAAAUGCCCGCUCCCGAGUAGAGACCACUCUUCUCCCAUUUCUGACAAUCAGGAGUCCGAGCGAAAGAAGUCUCCGAUUUGUUACCGACUUCUCGAGAAAGACAGGGGACUUGGCAGUUUUAUCCAAGACUGAUUUGCUAUGCUUGGCUCUGACACACGAACUGGAGUGUGAGCGGAAUGGGGGUGAUUGGAGGAUCAGAAAUGCUCCUGGCCAAAAAGGAGUGAAUGGACGGAAAGAACAGGCUGCAUCUGGGGACGCAUCAGAAGCGACAAAUCAGUCAUCGACUAUAGAGACUCAACCAACCGGAGACACCGACCGUUCCCAAGAGCCGGACACUGUUGCACCCUUCGAGGCUGCAACCAGCGAUCAAGGCUGCGUACCACUCGGUGCUCGGGACUCUACUACGGCAGAUGAAGCCAACGGUGUUUCUGAAAGUCUAGGCAGUCUCAAGUUUACAGACGAAGAUGUGCAACAAGAUAGUGUUGCAGCAUCAGGCCCGGAGUCGUCAGAAAUAGAGCAGAUUGAGGCAAGUUCAGAUUCCUCAGACUCAGAAGGCUGGAUCACUCCGAAAAACGUGAAGAAGCACCAAGCAAAAGACGUCAACGGAUCCGCAUUGCCGAUUCCGGAAAACCAGCCAAUUCAAGUAGCAUUGCUGAGUGGAGAUUUUGCAAUGCAAAAUGUAUGCCUCCAAAUAGGUUUGAACCUGCUAUCCCCGUCUCUACAAAGAGUCCGGAACAUAAGGACCUACAUUCUACGAUGCCACGCGUGCUUCGCGAAAGAAAAGGACAUGUCCAAGCAGUUCUGUUCGAAAUGCGGAAAGCCGACUCUCACGAGAGUGUCAUGUUCCACAAAUUCCAAGGGCGAGUUCAAGAUCCAUUUGAAGAAGAACAUGCAGUGGAAUCAUAGGGGAGAUCGUUUCAGUAUCCCCAAGCCAGUACCUGGAGCUGCCAAUGGUAAAGUGGGUCAGGGCAAAGGAGGCGGAAAGGGUGGAUGGGGCCAGGAGCUCAUUCUUGCCGAGGAUCAGAAGGAGUAUCUACGUGCUAUGGAUGGCCGAAAUAAGAAAAAAGAGAUGGAUCUGAUGGACGAGGACUAUCUACCUAGCAUACUGACAGGGGAUAGGGGCAAAGCUGGUGGCAGGCCGAAGAUUGGGGCAGGACGGAAUGUCAAUUCGAAGAAGAGGAUUUGA